AUGAGGAUUCAUAGCCUCACCCUGUUCUUCUUCCUUCUUCUGGCUGCUCAGGUGUCACUGGUGAAGAGCAAAAAGGAAGCAAAGAAUAGGCAUGUCAGCAAAGGCACCACAGAGAAAUUGCAUACUCUGGGAGAGCCCCAGAUUGAGCCACCCAAGCGCCUGACCAAAGGCAAAUUUGUCACCCAAGACCAUGCCAAAUGCAGAUGGGAGGUAACUGAGCAAGGAAAGGGCAUAGUGCUGAAGGUCGAGUGCACCCGACAGGACAACAAGUUUUCCUGUGUCUUUACGGGCAAUCCAACUUCCUGCCUAGAGUCAAACAAGAAGAAUGUCUAUUGGAAACAAAUUGGCCGGAACCUGCGCUCUCAGAAGGUCCUCUGUGGGGACGCCAAAACCAUCCUGAAAACCAGGGUGUGCAGAAAGAAGUUUCCAGAAUCCAAUCUCAAGCUAGUGAAUUCCACUCUGAUUUGGAACAAGAAACCCAGCCAGGAGUUAAUGGAACCCUCAUCCAGGGAGCAGAGCAAAGCCAGUGAAGCCUCCCUCAUGGAGCCUAACAAAGCCAAAGGGUUAUCCCUUAAGGAGCAGAUAAAGGUCAAAGAACACAUCCCCUCUGGCCCAGCAGAGAUCCAGACCACAGCCACCAAGGAUCCCAAGUGUGCAGAGGACCCAGACUUGAUAAAGCAGAAGAUGGCCCUGGACUACUGUGGGGAAUCCUGGAGCUCCAUCUGCAAAUUCUUCAUCACCAUGAUCCAGGACAAUACAUGCUAA
This is a messenger RNA of Prionailurus viverrinus (fishing cat), 765 nucleotides long. RefSeq names its product fibroblast growth factor binding protein 1 (gene FGFBP1). The record is from RefSeq and is a predicted model, not a curated record. Bases 1 to 765 code for a protein of 254 amino acids. NCBI's taxonomy places the organism in Eukaryota, Metazoa, Chordata, Mammalia, Carnivora, Felidae. Gene Ontology annotation, biological process: cell-cell signaling. The transcript has a single exon. Gene Ontology annotation, molecular function: growth factor binding.